AUGUCGGUGAUCGCGCUGGCUAUGUCCUGGCGAAGCGAAAUACAUCCUGAACAACAGGACCCGGAGGGAAAUCCGGUGCAGACAUUGCUGCCUGAUCCUAGAUGGUGCAUUGGCCUGAACGCCACUUCUCUUGCCUUUGGGAUGCUAGGGAAUCUUUUUCUUUUAUUCAAUUUUACACGGACCAUCCGGUAUAUUAUCGCGCUGCCAGCUUCUAUCAUUUCUUGGUCCUUAGCGACCGGCAUUUUGAUCGGACUCACCAGCUCGGUGCAUAUCUAUGCGAGCCCGAUACCGCCAAACCAGACCUACUCGCAGGCAUACUGGUAUGCCGUGAUUGCGGCGAUUCACUAUUUCAUUCUCACCUCUAUCCUCAUGAUUAACAUGCUUGGAUACUUUCUCGGACAUUAUCCUCAAUAUUUUGCCUUAACAGACGGUCAGCGGACCCUGAUUCUCCAGACUACCGCUUUUGGGGUCUGGUUAAUAGUAGGCGCCGCAGUCUUCCACGAGGUCAUGGGCAUAUCCAUUGCGGAGGCGCUGUAUUUCUGCGAUAUUACCAUUCUAACGCUUGGCUUUGGCGACGUCACCCCCAAGACAUCUGUUGGGAGAGGUCUUGUCUUCCCUUACGCUGUGAUUGGAAUAAUCAUCUUGGGUCUGGUAGUGGGGAGUAUCAACAACAUCAUCCGAGACAUACAAGAUACGAACGUCGUGAAAAAGCACAGGGAACGGUGCCGAGAAACGACAAUCAAACACUCUCAAAUGGAAGAAGACCUUCAACUGAGAACCAACACAUCAAGAAUCGCGUAUCGGCCCAAACACACGCGGAAAACACCCAUCAUAAGCAAAGUAACAGCCAUCUACCGCGGCGUGCGCGGUCGGCCAAAGGACAUCGUCAUGAGAGAGGAAAAGGACCGGUUCGACGCUAUGCGCGCCAUCCAGUACGAAAGCGUCGUCUUCCGUCGCUGGUACCGACUCAUCCUCAGUCUCAUUGCAUUCGGCAUCCUGUGGACCUGCGGCGCGGUUGUAUUCUGGGCCUUGGAGGAGCAGUUCACGUACUUUCAGGCCCUGUAUUUUGGUUUCUGUUCUCUGUUGACUAUCGGGUACGGGGACAUCACGCCCACCACCAACGCGGCAAAGCCGUUCUUCGUCGUGUGGUCGCUCAUCGCCAUCCCGACUAUGACUUCGCUCAUCUCGGAGAUGAGCGAUACCGUCGUCGCCGUGUUCAAGCACGCCACCAGCCGAGUCGCAGACUACACCGUCCUGCCCCGGACGGGGAAGUACAAGUCCUUCAUUGCCAGGUUCCCCCCCAUUUCCGCCUACCUCGAGAAACGCGAGCAGAACAAAAGAGUCGCCCAGGGGUUUCAAAUCGGUCCCGAUGACGUAGAGGGGACACAGACCGGCGAGUCCUCAACAAACCCGCAACCGACCGGGCAAGGAGGGGACAAAGAAGAACUGUCGGAUUUCGAGCUAGCCCAGCGUCUCGCGUUCGCUAUCCGUCGGACGACCCGGGAUGCCGUCAAUGGCCAUCCGAAGCGCUACACCUACGAGGAAUGGGUGGAGUUUACGCGAAUGAUCCAAUUCACGGAUCAGAGUCCGGGGGACACGGUAUUGUACGAGGAUGAGUAUGGGAUUCUGAAUUGGGACUGGAUAGGUGAGGAUAGUCCCAUGUUGGCUUCGCAGACGGAGCCGGAGUGGGUUCUUGAUCGGCUGUGCGAGAGUAUGAUCCGGUUUAUCUCCACGCAGGAGCAAAAGAGACGGUCGAGUGAGGAUGUCGAUGAGGAUGAGCCGACGUUGAGAAAGGAAAAGGAUAUAUAA
Molecule: messenger RNA, 1809 nt
Organism: Aspergillus nomiae NRRL 13137
Lineage: Eukaryota; Fungi; Ascomycota; Eurotiomycetes; Eurotiales; Aspergillaceae
Product: potassium channel family protein
Exons: 3
Coding region: 1-1809 (602 amino acids)
Biological process (GO): stabilization of membrane potential; potassium ion transmembrane transport
Cellular component (GO): membrane
Molecular function (GO): potassium ion leak channel activity
Source: RefSeq, a predicted model, not a curated record